This is a messenger RNA of Nanorana parkeri, 1347 nucleotides long. RefSeq names its product zinc finger protein 239-like. Gene Ontology annotation, molecular function: RNA polymerase II cis-regulatory region sequence-specific DNA binding; DNA-binding transcription factor activity, RNA polymerase II-specific. Gene Ontology annotation, biological process: regulation of transcription by RNA polymerase II. The transcript has a single exon. Bases 241 to 1347 code for a protein of 368 amino acids. The record is from RefSeq and is a predicted model, not a curated record. NCBI's taxonomy places the organism in Eukaryota, Metazoa, Chordata, Amphibia, Anura, Dicroglossidae.
AAAGGAGCCCCGAGAACCGUAGCCACGCUGUGCCAGGAGAAGAAUAAUAACACACAGACCUCAGCAGAUACCCCCAGACGUCGGAGAAAGCCCACCAAAACACACCGCAACCUCAGCAGAGACUCCCCGGAGAGACUGUCCCUGAACAUCCUGAAUGAAUUCGUGGCUCCCGGUCAGGAUCAUGACGCACUUAACCAUUGUUCCCCAGACCGGUUGUCUGAGCUGCUGAGCACGGCGAGAAUGGCGGCCUGCAACAAUAACCUUCCAGUCGGUGAGUUGAAGGCUCGCACAGGAGAGGAGAACGAAACAAAGGAUAAUGGAGGGCCGGAGUGCCCGGUGCCCUCCAGCGGGUCGCGGUUUUCCAUUGCUCGAACAUUCCGACCUCAGAAGAGGACCAGCGCGAAAGCCAAGCCCUUCCUGUGCACGGUGUGCGGGAAACGGUUCAGCCAGAAAUCUCUGCUCAUCCAGCAUCACCGGAACCACACCGGGGAACGUCCCUACCCCUGCGUGGACUGCGGCAAAAGCUUCACCUCGUGUUCCCUGCUCAUCCGCCACCAGAAAAUUCACACCGGCGAGAAGCCCUUCGCCUGCUCGGACUGCAACAAACGUUUCAGCGAGAGCUCCCAGCUGGUCCGCCACCAGCGCACCCACACCGGAGAGCGCCCGUACACGUGCAUAGAGUGCGGCAAAAGUUUCAGCGAGAGUUCCAAGCUGGUCAUUCACCAGCGCACUCACACCGGCGAACGGCCGUAUUCCUGCGACGACUGCGGCAAGAGCUUCAGCGUGCGCUCGCACCUUAUCACCCACCAGAGGACUCACACAGGUGAGCGCCCUUACACCUGUAACCAGUGCGGCAAGAGCUUCAGCGAGAGCUCCAAGCUGGUAAUGCACCAGCGCAUUCACACCGGCGAGCGCCCCUACACCUGUGCCACCUGCGGCAAGAGCUUCAGCCAGCGCUCCGUCCUGGUGACCCACCAGCGUAUUCACACGGGCGAAAAGCCCUACGCCUGUCCCGAAUGCGGCAAAUGUUUCAUCGACAAGGUGGGCUGCGACCGCCACCGCGUCACCCACAGCAACGAGAAGCCUUUCCAGUGCCCCCUCUGCGGCAAGAACUUCAGCCGCAACUCCGACUACAACAAACACCAACGAACCCACACCGGAGAGAGGCCGUAUUCCUGCCCGCAGUGCGGCAAAAACUUCAGCUGGAGUUACCAGCUUGUCCGCCACCAGCGCGUCCACACUGGCGAAAAGCCGUACACCUGUAUUGAAUGUGGGCAGAGCUUCUGCUGGAGCUACCAACUGGCCACUCACCAGAGAUCUCACACGGCAGAAAACUCCUUCGCGUAA